AACUCUUUUUUUUAUAAACUGAAACAGUUUUAGGAAUGGAUAAGGGCCAAAUAUUGAACUUUUUUUUUUCUACUUAUCCCCGAUAACCAUAUUACUUUUGUUUUUCCAACACUCGGAAGUCUAUUGUUUAAUAUCGUAACACUACAAUAAUUUUGUUUACACACGGAACAUUCGUGUCGAUCGGUUACCAUCCGCUGUUGUCUUUCAAUUACCAUUUCGUAAUCAUUUAUGUUGAAUUUUUAGCCUCAUUGUACAUUUUUCAAUAGAGAUACGGUUGUGAAACGAUUUCUGCCGAUCAGCACUAAUAUUCGGGCGGCACGGACGGACUUUUAUAUCCGACAUCGGGCGUUUGAAACCAGUCAUCGAUCGCUAAGCAAUCCGUCAACAUGAAGUACGCUCUAGUAUUGCUCGUCAUCUGCCUGGUCGGAACACUAGCCGAUCAAAGCCAACCGCGCUCGAAGAAGGACAUCGUGCCGGCCGUGAAGAACAAGCUGUGCGUCUUGGCUGACGUGUCAAAAACCGGAAAGAAAACGGUCGUGUGUGGCGACGCGGCCCCACCGACCUUGGCCAUGCUGUUGGCCGAGAAAACGGAAAACGCCGCGACCGCCAUUGCCAACCAAGAUAGGCGAACCGAUGCGAAAACCGCUUCGGCCAAGUGCAACCUGCUCAAACCCAAACCCGUGAAAGUGUACGUGCAACAGCCCGAACACCACCAGGAACUGUCCACCUAUGUGCUCCCUCAGGUGCAGCAGUACGUGCAACCUCAAGUGCAGUACGUACAACCUCAGGUGCAGUACGUGCAACCGCAGGUACAUUACCAGCAACCACAAGUGCAUUUGGUACAGCCUCAAGUGCACGUGGUAGAACCUCAGGUGCACGUUUUACGGCCGCAAAUCCACUACGAGCGGCCUCAGGUGCACUACGAACAGGCUCAGGUGCAGUACGUGCAACCGAUGAAGUCAUUGUGCCCCACGUACGAUCAGAACGGCGGUUACGGCGGUGGAUCAUACUACGGCCGAUCGGUGGCCGACGACGGUUACCCGACCAUGGUCAGGACUGUCGAUCCGGAGCUAUCGGUCGACGACGUGCCGAUAAUGCGUACCGUGGACAUCGCGACGAUCCCUUUCGACCAACCCGGUCGCGACUCGAUCGACUACGACACGAUCGACGCCAGACGGUUCGCUCCUGCCGCGUUCAGGUCGGUCAUGAUGAAGAACGCACCGGAACCGUCAUAUGGCUACAACGGUCAAGCGCGGCAGAUGAUGCAGAUGCAACAGCAGCCGAUGCAAAUGCAACCGAUGCAGCAGCAGUACCCGAUAUCCAGCUUUGGCGGGGUCCUGUCGCAACAGCCCUCGUUCGACGCCAUCCUUCCACAAAUGGUCCAGGAGAGGAUGGACGACGGUAUGAGACGGCAGUACGGCUACUCGGUCCAGUCGGAGUCCAUGAUGCCGUACGCCGUGGCACCUCCAAGGGCCACCGGGGAGCAGAGUGUUGGCCGAAUGGUGUCGGUGGACGGUACCGCUGCUGCACUCGACGACGGCGACGAUGCGGAAUCAGGAGAAUCGGAGAAGUCGGCUUCCGAGGAUCCGAAAAACGUCAAACAGUAUGGCGAUGCAGCGAUCGCAAAGUCCGACCCGAAGGACUCGAAAUCGACUGUUGAGCGUAAGAUAAUUGGAUAGGAAAUCGCGGACACACGUCUAUCGUAGGUCCUUUUGAACGCAACGAACGUUCGGUCGAAAGUUAAGUCGUGAUUCUCUAAAUCAAUAUCAUGCUUCGUUUUCGACUACAAUGUUCCUAAUUAAUCGAUCAAUGUUGUUAUUUAUUGCGUAAUGGUUUGACAAGUUGAACCGAAAAGAUUAAAAAUAAGAUCAAUGAUUUUUAUACGUUUUUUUUAUUAUUAUUACUAAUCCAGCAACCUAUGUUGAAAACUCGUGAAUGAUAUUAUUAAAUGUAAUC
Messenger RNA from Sipha flava (yellow sugarcane aphid), 1956 nucleotides. RefSeq lists its product as uncharacterized. NCBI's taxonomy places the organism in Eukaryota, Metazoa, Arthropoda, Insecta, Hemiptera, Aphididae. The transcript has a single exon. The record is from RefSeq and is a predicted model, not a curated record. Bases 387 to 1679 code for a protein of 430 amino acids.